Molecule: messenger RNA, 1362 nt
Organism: Glossina fuscipes
Lineage: Eukaryota; Metazoa; Arthropoda; Insecta; Diptera; Glossinidae
Exons: 2
Coding region: 157-1161 (334 amino acids)
Source: RefSeq, a predicted model, not a curated record
GAUUACUUACUCUCCUUGUGUUUGGAUGAUGUACAUAUGCAUACGAACGUAUGCAUGUUAGUGAAAUUUUCUGCUAUGGGAGAAGAAUAUAUUCUGAGAAAAAAAUAUUGCCAAGUAUUCAUAUAAUUAUAUGUCAAAUUAAAAAUUCACUUAAUUAUGAACGAAGGAGAAAAUUUCAAUGCUUUAAAACAGUUAUUGUCAUCAUGGGGAGUAGAAAACUUAUAUGAUUUAUUCAAAGAAGAAGGGAUUAAUAUUGAGGAACUUCAAAUGAUGAAAUUGCAUCAUAUAAAUCAUUUGCUAAGAAAUCAUAGACUGGGUACGCGAAUACGUUUCGAAUACCAUUUAGAAAUUUGGCGAAAGCAAAUAAAUAUACCGUUGGAAAAUCAAGAAUUGAAUUCAUUAUGCUUUUGCAAACCGAGCGUUAAUGUAAUCAACAGACACGAAACUGCUAUCUGCAACGGAAAAGACGAUAUUUCCUUCGCAGAUAACGCAACGAAUGAAGGUCUUACAACCGAGACCGUUGCCGAAAAUAUUGAACUAAAUGAUGCUCAUUCUUCGGAGGCGUCGCAUCCCAGUACAUCGAAAACUCCAAAUAAGGAAAUCUUAGAGGAGCGUCAAGAAAGUGAUACUAAAAAACCUUCGGAGGAACCUCAAAAAGAUUUAUCUAAAGUAACGACUAGGGCUAAAAGUGCCGAAAGCCGCCCAAUAUCUUUACGUCAAAUCCUUCGCUUAGCCGGACCGCGUGGAAUGUCGAUUAUUAAAUACUAUCAACAAUAUAAAAAAUUCACUACCGCCCAUCGUACUCAAUUAGUUCACACAAUAGUAGAUUUCUUUGAUAUUCAUGAUUUUCAUUUAUCGCUUAAUACAAGUCACAAUUUAGAAAAUCAAAUAUUGAAUAUGUUUCCCACUGAAAAAUUAGAAUAUUAUCGUACAGAGAAACGUGGGAAAAUCUAUGUAAAGUUUUGUAAUAUGAAACGUUAUAAACGUGAUAGAAAUGUAACGAAAAGCAAAUCGGAAGAACCUCAACUUCUUCCAAAAAUUACCAGUGACAAUGAAGGCAAUUCGAACGAUACGAAUUGCAAUCCGUGGGACUUGAUGGAAACAGAAAUUCAAGUAAAAUCCGAGUGUAUUAGUAAUGAUGGCAAUGACGGAGUCAUAUAAGAGUCAUAUCGAAACUCGAUAUAAACAGUAUGUAUAGAAUGCAUAAAAUUAAUGAAUGUUGUUAUGGUUCGCGGAACUUAUUUGAAAGAGAAAUUCAUAUAAAACACGAAUGUAUAAGUAGUAAGUUUUAUAAAAAAUUGGUUAUGUGGGAAAUCGUAUGAGUAGAGUGCAUUAUUUUGAUGAAUUCAUUCGUAUAGUAUU